UCAUUUUAUUCCUACAACAAAUAGCAUUACUUUUCUCUGUUGCUCAUUCUAAAUAUAAAAAGUGCCUUCCUGUAGCUGAAUGAAAAACAAUAAUUUAUUUGUAGAGAAACAUUUGGCCAAAAUCAUAGCCUAUGAAAGCAACGCAGCAGAGUGAAUCCUGUCUAUUUUACUGAAGAAAAAAUUAAGGUGACUAAAACGAAAUCAGAAAUGUUUAAUUUCACUUUAUUAGCUGUGAGAGAAUCAUGCACGCGCCCUUUUGUUGUUAUGACUACGGGGUCGUAAUCCGCCAUGUUUUCCCUCCCCGCUGCAGCGUUGCGACAGAGACGGAGAAUUCAAACGACAUGAAUGUGGAAAAUAAUCAUACGGCAGAAACAGAGAAGAACGGCAACGAGACCAUCACUAUUCAGACCACACUAGGAGAUGAAGAUGAUGUGCACAAAUGUGGUCGCUGCCAGUCCGAGUUCUCCACCCUUGAGGCUUUCAUCCAGCACAAACUGCAGCACGGCUGCAAACGUGUGGAGGCUCAGAAUGCUAGUCAGGAUGGCGGCCAAAAGGUCACUGCUGAAAAUGGAAGUUCUUCCUCAGAGGUGAAAAGGGCAGAAGCAGAUAAACCAGUAGUGAUCUCUGAUGAUGAAAUCAGUGGCCAGUUGGGUCGAGGCCACAGGAAGAAAGUGGCCUCACUGAAAGUGCAGUCUGAUCCAAGUGUAAAAUUAGCAUCUCGCAAUGCUGACAGUGACACUCUGUCCCACAGUGUCAAUCAGGAAGGACGUUAUAUUUGUCCCAUUUGUCAAAAGACAUUUAAAACAACAAACAUCUUGAGAACUCAUGUGAAAACACACAGCGACCAGAAGAACUUCUCAUGUGAACUUUGCGGGACCUCAUUUCGCACCAAAGGUUCUCUAAUACGUCACAACCGCCGCCACACUGAUGAGCGGCCGUAUCGAUGUAAUCUAUGUGGACAGAGCUUCAGAGAGUCCGGAGCUCUCACCAGACACCUGAAAGCUCUGACUCCUUGCACGGAGAAGAUCCGCUUUUUUCAGUGUAAUGAAAUAAUAGUCAGGAAGGAUGGAGUGCAGAAAGGGGUUGAAACUAAUCGUGUUGCAGUGCCAGUCCAACAAGAUGUUGUGGUUGUGGAGCAUGAGCCGGAGCCGGAGGAGCAGGAGAUGGAGGCUCAGACUGCUGUAGUCAGCGUGGUAGAAGCUGAUUCCCAAGAGGUCCUACAACGGGUUCACUUCACAGUGGAGGUGGAUGGAACCACACAGGAGCAACAGGUGGUGGUUCAACAGUCUCAGGCAGAAGCUCUUGCUGCUGCCGCUGCAGCCGGAGACAACCUCAUCUGCCAGGCGAUCAUCAAUUCUGGCAUCGCUAUGGAGACGGAGGAAACGGUGUUGAUGGAGGCUUCACCGACCACCGCGGAGGAGAAAAUGGCGUCUGACCAUCCUGAAAGCGAUCAGAGCAUCAUUGAGAUCCAAGUUAAAGAAGAACCGCCAGAGGUGGAGGAGGAAGCAGGUGAUGAACGGGGAUCUUCGAAGCUGUACACCUGUCCUCACUGCAGCCGGUCAUUUAAGGGCUUGAAUUAUUUCCGUUUUCAUGUCAAAGGUCAUUUAGGUUUUAAGCCCUUUAAAUGCAUUCUGUGCCAUAAAGAGUUUCUAACUGGUUAUCUGCUGAAGAAGCACAUGGAGGUCCAUGUCAGUGAGAGGAGGUAUAAGUGUGGGGAGUGUGGCAAGCUGUAUAAAACCAUUGGACAUGUGCGUGAACACAUGAGGGCCCACUCUGAUGAAAGACCGUACCAUUGUGCUAGAUGCAACAAAGGAUACAAGACCAAGAAUGCCUUACAGGUUCACCAGCGGACCCACGGGGAUGUGAAGCCCUAUGUGUGUGAGUUCUGCUUCAGAGGUUUCAGAGAAAAAGGCUCUUUGGUGCGACACAUCCGCCAUCACACGGGAGAGAAGCCUUUCAAGUGCUCAAAGUGUGGGCGGGGCUUUGCCGAACACGGGACUCUCAACCGUCACUUGCGUGCUAAAGGAGGCUGUCACAAGGAAGGUUCUAGUGAACAACACAACGCCACGUCAGAGGAGAAGGCCUCGGUGGACAAGCUCACUACCGCGACUGUCAUCUCAGAUGAUCCUCAUGCUGUCCUAGUGGAGUUCUCCUCAGUGGUGGCUGACACACAGGAGUAUAUAAUCAAGACUGACACCGGGGAGGAAAUGCAGGAAGAAGUCACACUCAUUCCAGACGGCUCAAAUGAGGUGGGAAACCAGAUCAUGAAAGUCGUUCAGCAGAUCGUGCGCCAGUCGCACAGCGCAGCAGGCCACCAGAUCAUCGUGCGAAACAUGGCCGCGGACGAGGAGGGAGCGUCCAUCUCCGACUGCGGCGACACCAUCACCAUCGCCACGCCGGAGAGCCUGACGGAGCAGGUGGCCUUGACUCUCGCCUCAGCCAUCAGCGAUGGCACGCUACUGGCCACGACGGGUACCGUGGAGGAGACGGGGGGAACAGUUACCAUGGUUACUACGGAGGAAGCCAUGGAAGAGGGAAUACAGGUGGUGCAGCAUCAAGAGUAUGUCAUCACGUCUCCGGAGGAGGUGGAGUUUUAGACUUUGGCUUUAUGAUCAGAGAGGAUGAUGACACCCAACUUUUCUGCCUGUUUAGGUUUUUUUAUUUUAUUUUAUGAAUCCAGUAUGAAACUAAAGUCUUCAUAAGGUUCAUCUGUAAAGAAACAACAGUAAAAAUUGGAUGAAAUGAUGAAUGUAAAUGAGGUUGAGUUCGUCAUGCUUCUGUUACUGACCGCCACACGUCAGCUCUUCUGAACCUGUGAAUGUUAUUCUCCUUUGAGAGCCCCUAAAGUCAGCGCUUGAGUGCAGCUUAAGCCGGGCGUACACUGUGCGACUUUUUCACUUUUUUGAGCCGAUUUUCCACUCGUGCGAGAAUCCACGAGAUCGGGGCGAGUUUUGCGCCGAGCGUCGUGUAGUAUACAGGGGGUUACGAGAGGCGAUUAACACCACGUGACCAGCUACCGAUCAGCAAUCGUGAGCUCGCACAAACUUCUGGCGUGUUUAAUAUUUUGCUCGUUCCGCGUGAGGGUAUCGCACUGUUGAAGCGGCGCUGCGUGCAGCUGCGACCCAAAAAGUAUCAGAACCACUCACGGCGCAUGCGCAAUCCUGCAUCAACACCGCUCGCUAUUUCUCUAAUAACACACGUAGUUCGUUUCAAUUUCUACACGUUUUUUUACUCACAAAGAUUGUCAAGAAAGCGUGUUUGUCGUGUUCAUGUCAAAUUAAACUGAUCACAAAACACAGAUUUACUUUCUUUAUUUCGUUUUCCUCAUCCAACCCCCAUAAAUCCCUGUGUGUCCUGCAGCACUCCCGAAGGACAACAGGCAAAACAAGACAAAAAAGUCUGACGUGUUGAGUAAAAACUGCUAUUUUUAGCACAUUUUUAGGGCCGACGUGUUGCUACCAGACGUACAGUGUGAGCAGUCAGGUCGCAUCCGAGAACUGGGUCGUGCAGUGUGAGCGCAUGACUCGUGAGAUCUGCCCUGCGAGGAAGUCGUACAGUUUGAGCUGAAGCUGAGUGCUACGAGUGAAAAAGUCGCACAGUGUCCGCCCGGCUUAACACUCGCAUUUCUAUCACAGCCUGUUUGUGACAUAAUUUUCUGUAAUCUCACUUUUACUCCAGUAAAAAUAGGAAACACUGUAUUUUUGUUACUGCCCACAAUUGCAUAACAUUAUAUGUCCCUCUCUCUGGACUCUGUCAUCUGGCUGGGCCACAGUCACGCUUCAAAACUUUUUAUCUCUAAUCUGAAGUGCAGCGCCCUUAAAAGGCUGAUCGGUGCGCCUGUCUGUCCAAGGCCACUCGUUACCCAGUGUUCCCAUUCUCAGCUGUUCACACAUCAUUCAUCCUUCAACCAGUGUUACACAAGACUUUUGCAUAAAAUAAAUCCUAUUUUCUUACA
Molecule: messenger RNA, 3955 nt
Organism: Nothobranchius furzeri (turquoise killifish)
Lineage: Eukaryota; Metazoa; Chordata; Actinopteri; Cyprinodontiformes; Nothobranchiidae
Gene: e4f1
Product: E4F transcription factor 1
Biological process (GO): regulation of transcription by RNA polymerase II
Cellular component (GO): nucleus
Molecular function (GO): DNA-binding transcription factor activity, RNA polymerase II-specific
Source: RefSeq, a predicted model, not a curated record